Messenger RNA from Empidonax traillii (willow flycatcher), 1637 nucleotides. Its product is annotated as zinc finger protein 665-like. Gene Ontology annotation, molecular function: DNA-binding transcription factor activity, RNA polymerase II-specific; RNA polymerase II transcription regulatory region sequence-specific DNA binding. The annotation marks the transcript as partial. Gene Ontology annotation, biological process: regulation of transcription by RNA polymerase II. NCBI's taxonomy places the organism in Eukaryota, Metazoa, Chordata, Aves, Passeriformes, Tyrannidae. The transcript has a single exon. Gene Ontology annotation, cellular component: nucleus. The record is from RefSeq and is a predicted model, not a curated record.
CCCCGGGGCUUCAAGAAGUUCCCCCCGAGGAGUCUCCUGGGCCACGGGCGGUGCCACGACUGCGGCAAAGCCCUGGCGUUCCCCAAGCGCCGGCGCGGGGCGGAACGGCCCCACCAGUGCCCCGAGUGCGGCAAGAGCUUCAGGCUGAGCUCCGCCCUCGUCACCCACCAGCGGCGCCACGCCGGCGACAAGCCCUACACGUGCCCCGACUGCGGCAAGGCCUUCAGCGUGGGCUCGGCCUUCAUCCAGCACCGGCGCGUCCACGCCGGCGCCGGCGCCGCGCCCUGCCAGUGCGGCGUCUGCGGCAAGAGCUUCCCGGCCAGCGCCGGCUUGGUGAAGCACCAGAAGCUGCACCUGGAGGAGAAGCCCUACAAAUGCGGCGACUGCGGCAAGGGCUUCAACUGGAACUCCCACCUGGAGCGGCACCGGCGCAUCCACACCGGCGAGAAGCCCUACGCCUGCCCCGAGUGCGGCAAGAGCUUCAGCUGGAGCUCCCACCUCGACCGGCACCGCCGCACCCACGCCGCGGCCCGCGGGGACCCCUCGUGCCGCUGCGCCGACUGCGGCCGCCCGCCGGAGCCGCCGGAGCGCGGGAAGGGCCCGGCGGCCAAGCCGGCGGCCUCGGCCAAGCGCCGGCACGCCGGCAAGCCCUACGAGCGCGGGGAGUGCGGGAAGGGCUUCGGCGCCGAGGCGGCGCUGGCCAAGCACCGCCAGAGCCGCGCCGGCGCCGCCAAGCCCUACGAGUGCGGGGAGUGCGGCAAGAGCUUCGCCUGGAGCUCCCACCUCGACCGGCACCGCCGCAUCCACAUGGGCGAGAAGCCGUUCCGCUGCGCCGACUGCGGCAAGAGCUUCUCCCAGAGCUCCCACCUGGAGCGGCACCGGCGCGUCCACGCCGGCGCCGAGCCGCCGCGCCGGUGCUGCGAGUGCGGCGAGAGCUUCCUGGCCUCGCCCGCCAAGCGCCGGCGGCUGCUGGGGGGCGAAAGACCCUCCAAGUGCGGCGAGUGCGGGAAGGGCUUCCCGUGGGCGGCGCGGGCGGCGCCGGAGCGGGGCCACAGGUGCGGCGAGUGCGGGAAGAGCCUCUCGGCCCGGGCGGAGGGCGCGGUGAGGCACCAGGGCACGCAGACGGGCGAGAAGCCCUACGCCUGCCCCGAGUGCGGCAAGAGCUUCGGGCAGAACUCGGCGCUGGCGAAGCACCGGCGGAUGCACACGGGGGAGAAGCCCUACGAGUGCGGGGACUGCGGCAAGAGCUUCGGCGUCCGCUCCAACCUCAUCAAGCACCAGCGCACCCACCUGGGCGAGAAGCCCUACAAGUGCCCCGAGUGCGGCAAGGGCUUCAUCCAGAAGUCCGACCUCACCAAGCACCGGCGGAUGCACACCGGGGAGAAGCCCUACGAGUGCAACGUGUGCGGGAAGCGCUUCAGCGUCUCCUCCAACCUCAUCAAGCACCAGCGCAUCCACCUGGGCGAGAAGCCCUACCAGUGCUCCGAGUGCGGCAAGAGCUUCAUCCAGCGCUCCGAGCUCACCAUCCACCAGCGCGUGCACACCGGCGAGAAGCCCUACAAGUGCUCCGAGUGCGGCAAGUGCUUCAGCCGCAGCUCCCACCUCAACCGGCACCAGCGAACCCACGGCGGGGACAA